Messenger RNA from Lotus japonicus, 1733 nucleotides. RefSeq names its product probable glycosyltransferase At5g25310. Gene Ontology annotation, molecular function: glycosyltransferase activity. The record is from RefSeq and is a predicted model, not a curated record. Lineage: Eukaryota; Viridiplantae; Streptophyta; Magnoliopsida; Fabales; Fabaceae. Bases 56 to 1462 code for a protein of 468 amino acids. The transcript is spliced from 4 exons.
UCCAAAUCUCUCUAUCACUUCCUCACAUUCCCUCCAAAUUUUCACAGAAAAGAAAAUGGAGAUUCCUCAUCGACGCUUCUUCUGUGCAACUCUGUUACUCUUUCUCGCAUCGUUCGCCGUCGUUUACACCGUGCUUCAUCCAUCGCAGUUGAAGCCACCUCACCUCCUCAAAACAAAGGUUUCCGGCGAGAAUCACCUCCGUGCUGUUGGAAACGCCGCCGGUGCCGGUGCUCACUCAAACACCACCGCCGUAACCAGGAAAGGGGAAAAUGUGAAGAGGAAGAGAGAAAAGCGAGAAGAAGAACUAGCACGAGCAAGAGCUUCAAUGCGGAGGGUGGUGUUACGAGAUAACAGAACCGUUCUAUCUUAUCGUAACGACGACGAUAACUUCCCAACUGGAUCUGUUUAUCGUAACCCGCGAUUAUUUUACCGGAGCUACUUGGAGAUGGAGAAGGUAUUCAAGGUGUACGUAUACCCAGAUGGGGACCUGCCAAUUGUUCACGAUGGCCCUUGCAAGGACCUAUACUCGAUUGAAGGGAGGUUCCUCCAUCAGAUGGAACACGAAGUUGGAAGGUUCAGGACAUAUGACCCUAACGCAGCUCACGUUUACUAUUUCCCAUUCAGCGUCACAUGGAUGGUCAAGUAUCUCUACAUAGCCAAUUACGACGUCACUCCUAUACAGCGGUUUGUCGCUGAUUAUGUGAGAGGGAUUUCCACGAGGCACCCUUUCUGGAACAGAACUCAUGGUGCUGAUCACUUUAUGCUCGCUUGUCAUGAUUGGGGCCCUCAUGCAUCAAGGGGCGAUCCUUUCCUUUACAAUACCUCAAUCCGGGUCUUGUGCAAUGCCAACACUUCUGAAGGUUUCAAUCCUCAAAAGGAUGUAACUUUGCCAGAAAUCCACCUAUAUGGUGGUGAAGUGAACUCUAAACUCCUGUCACCUCCGCCUGACAGCGCCCCACGCCCCUAUCUCGCCUUCUUUGCGGGCGGCGAGCACGGCUCAAUCCGCUCCACUCUGCUCCACCACUGGAAAAACAGAGACAAUGAUAUUAUGCAAGUCCAUGAGUAUCUCCCAAAAGGCCUAGACUACUAUUCCUUCAUGCUCACAUCCAAGUUCUGCCUUUGUCCAAGCGGGUUUGAAGUGGCUAGCCCGAGAAUUGUGGAGUCAAUUUACGCCGAGUGCGUGCCGGUGAUCCUAUCAGAGCAUUUUGUGUUGCCUUUCAGUGAUGUUCUGCAAUGGGAUGCGUUUUCAGUGCAGAUUAAUGUUUCAGAUAUUCCAAGGCUAAAAGAGAUUCUCAGUGCAAUUCCAGAGAGCGAGUACUGGAAGCUCAAGCAGGGAGUGAGAGCUGUCAGGAAACAUUUUACUCUGAAUCAGCCUGCUAAAAGAUUUGAUGUUUUUCACAUGAUCUUGCACUCUAUAUGGCUGAGGAGAUUGAAUAUACAACUCAGGUACUUUUAUACUUAGACAUGAUCAAGUAUAUAGUAUAGUGCCAUUACUCACACUCAUUUCACCCUCCCUUAUUUCUAUCCCUCUCAUAUGCUUGUAUAAGAAGUUGUAGAAAAUGUGUGUAAAAAUAGGAUUUCUUUUGAGUAUUCAAAUUUAUCUCUAUAACUAUAAAAAUGACAAAUUAAUUGAAACUUAUUUACAUCUCUGAGUCCCAUAAUUGUUUCCAUUGGAAGAUGAAUUCCAAGACCAAUGCUGGCUUGGAAACUGGCUCUGCAGGUUAUUCUACUCU